UUCAUUGGCUGAGUUUCAUUUGGACUGUCACAUGCGCGUGUUGCUCUGUUUGGUUUCACUUCCGCACUCCUUCACCGCUAUCUUUAGCCUGUUAGCCUCUUGGGCACAGUUGAAGGGAAAGCGUGUUAUCUCUUCAGGGCCGAAUUAAAAGGGCGGAAAACGUUGAUUAAAAAUAAUAAUGUAAAACAGACUCCGCGCAGAUGAAGUUUGUUUUAUGCGCAUAUCUAAAGAGUCGGCUAGUUGCUAAUUGAGUCAACCAGGAAGCGACGUUAGCGUGAGGAAGCUCAGAGCAACUGUUUAAACUGUCAGCUUGUAUGAUAAACUGUUAGAUUUCUCACAAAGAAGAUUUCCCCGCUGAUUCGCAGUGACGGGAGUCAUGAAGGUGUUCAGUAGCUGCAGAGGAAUCUCGUUCCUCAUGUGGAUCAUGGCAUUUCAUCUGGUCCUCUCUGUGAGUGGGGUGUAUAGUGUGAAGAGCACCAAAGACUGCAAACUGUUAUCUCACAGUCCAUUACAGCAGAAAGUUCUGGAGCGACUAGAGCCGCUCGUAGGAAAGAACUUUACAGCUGAGGACAAGGCUUCGAACGAGAGCUACACAUAUGUGUUCCAGUUAUGUGGGGAUGCAGGGGGUGCUCCCAAUGCUGGGGUUAUUCAAGUGGACAAGAAAUUACAGAAGACAACAGUGAUUGGCAAAUACACGCAUACACAGGCCAUUGGAGGAAGUGACUGGGUGAUGCUGAUCUACACAAAUGGUGAAAAAUACGAUGCACACUGCAAUAAGGAAGAAAGGAAAGCCAUCAUUAUGAUCUCUUGCGACAGGAAUGUAAAAGUGGGUAAGCUGGAGGUGGGUCUGGAGGAGAGGGAAAAGGAGGAAAACUGUUUCUAUCUGUUUGAGUUGGACACCAGUUCAGUGUGUCCUGUAAUUGAGUCCAAGCUCAGCACUGGCUCCAUUAUCAGCACUGGCUCCAUUAUUCUCAUCAUUGGUUUCUCUCUUCUGGCUGUUUACCUUGUUGGAGGUUUCCUCUACCAGCGGGUGAUCGUUGGAGCUAAAGGGGUGGAGCAAUUCCCCAAUUAUGCUUUUUGGGUGGAGUUUGGAAACCUGGCAGCGGAUGGAUGUGACUUUGUGUGCCGGUCGCGCAAGCGAGAGGAAUCGCCAGCUUACAGGGGAGAGGCUACAGACAAUUUACAGGAAGAGCCAGAGGAGAGAGAUGACCAGUUGCUGCCUAUGUGACCUUAGUAUGUUGGGACUAAAAUCUUCACCGUGUGAUGCAGUUUAAUCGGUUACAGCUUAUCAGGCUGCUUGUAGACACAAGUCUGUUUUCUUGUGGGGGGGUUGUGAGUGAAUUACGUCAGUACUUGCUAAUUCUGUGUUUAUUCCAGACUUGUGCCUAGGGCAAAAAAAUCUUUCAUCUCCCUGUCACACAGGAGGGCAUGUUACUCAUAGGGCUGAUGAUCAUGUCCACACUUUUUACACCGUACGUUUCAAACAGUUGUUUGAUGUCAGACAAAUGAGUGAUUCCUUCAAGAAAGCUAUUUCACAAUAAAGACUCUUCUGUGAAAAUCUGGCAGAAAAGGGAGAAUUUGAAGAAUCAUAUUUCUAUCUUGUGUCAGCUAAAUGCCACAUUGUGUACAGUUCUUUUCUGCUAAACGAAUGCUUUAUUUUUUUUCUCAGAUGUUGUUGGUUUGUCACGAGCAGAGGGGUGUACUGAAAAGCAAAUUCAAUAUAAUUGGUGGGGUUGUGUUAGCUGGCUUGAUAAAAGCCUAGAAGCCCCGAUAAGAGAUAAGGGUUACAAUGGUGGUUAUCAGUUUUCUUCAUUAACUCAGGCUUUCUGCUUCAUGCUCUGUGCAGUUUUAGAUGCGUCAUUUAACUCUUUGACUUUACAAAAUCGAUCAUUUGAGCUCCGUCUAAUCAGGUGAUACAGAUCUAUAAAUAACAUGCAACACUGCAGCUGCAAAGGAAACGAGAGUAAUGCUGCCGAAAAUCUUUAAUCUUGUGAAGUCACGAUCAUUACACGCACACUUAUCAGUAAAUUAAAUAGUUUACUUCAUAAUAUAUUUAUUUCACCUCUGCUGUUGAUUUCUAAUGUGACAAAUUACAGCUCUUAAACUUUAACACACUCCCACAGCCUAAAGAAAGCAUCACUUCAGUUUGUCGUCACUUGUAAGAUAAAUUACUUUUAUUCAUUCAGAAUUCUUGGUGUAACAGUUCUAAACUUUGUUCCAGUAGGUGGAAUUCUAGCAGAUUAGGACCAAAAAUAAAGACAUUUAUAAAAGAAAAAUUGAAUAUUCCAGUUAGAAUCUGCAGUGCUGUUUUAGAAGUGUCUCAACAGGUUUUAUAUUCUGGAUAAAUGACAUUCCUACAGCAGAGAAUCUGUAUUGCAGCUAAAGCUUACUGUAAAUAAGAGAAUCAGUGAAAAUGUGGCUCUUCAGUUCAAUUACAAACCGAAAGGCUGCGCAGGACCAGGCUACGUGUAUGACAGUAGUUAAGAUGCUAAAAAGAGAGUGAAUGAAAGCCCAACAUACCUCGCUAACCCAUUAAUCUGGCUUCAUAGUACACCCCUCUGUGUUUAUUUGGGUUGAGCUUGCUUAAUGUUCACA
Haplochromis burtoni (Burton's mouthbrooder) is the source of this 2595-nucleotide messenger RNA. It is a transcript of the gene m6pr, whose product is annotated as mannose-6-phosphate receptor (cation dependent). Bases 377 to 1228 code for a protein of 283 amino acids. Gene Ontology annotation, cellular component: Golgi apparatus; endosome; trans-Golgi network. Gene Ontology annotation, molecular function: protein domain specific binding. Lineage: Eukaryota; Metazoa; Chordata; Actinopteri; Cichliformes; Cichlidae. The record is from RefSeq and is a predicted model, not a curated record. The transcript is spliced from 7 exons. Gene Ontology annotation, biological process: protein targeting to lysosome.